AUGCUCCAGACUCGACCGGCUUCAUCGACAAGCAUGAUACCCAACGCCCAAGGCCAGAACGGCCACCAGUACGCAACAUCGGCCCAGACCCCAAGAUAUGCGGUUCCCUCUCCCACCGGAUACCGCGGUAGUGCAACUCCUGUUCAGCAAUACGCCUUUACUAGCACACCGACCCUGCACCAUUCGCAAACAUGGCAACCGCAAGGUCAGCCUACACGAACCUAUAAUCACAAUGUCAACUAUGGUGGACGCCAAUUCAGCUCUUCAGGGGCCAACAUGCAAUACAAUGCUAUGGGUAUUGGUCAAACUGGGGCUCGUGAUGAUUCCGCCAUUCCUCAACGACGAAACAUCGUACCUGCUCCUCGACCCCAUUCCGCCUUCCUUGCUGGCCCUACGCAACCAGUUUCUCCAACUUCGCAGAGCAAAGCCGCACCAGACAGAUAUAGACGGUCGUCACUCACCCCUCAACAAAAUCAGCAUGGUCGCUCUCACAGCAAUGCCGUAACUGCUGGAAUUCCCACGGCGAACCAGCUAUACAACGGACCUAAUCCUUCGCGCGCGGCUGUCCCUAAUCGGCCAAACAGUUUCUAUAAUGCCGUGCCUGGCACAUCCAUGGAUGAUAUGCAGCUUCUCCAAUCGCCCAUGGAUGAUUCGAACCGAUCACGCCGGCGCAGCAUUCGUGCUGAUUCUGAUCUCUCUAAACCUGUUGCGCAAGACAAGAGCAAAACCGAUGGAGGUUCUCAAAACCUUCGUGUCGUCGGCAAAAGGACUACACAUUCACGUAAUGGCAGUUCCGAGAGUGUUGAUUCCAGCCGCAGCAGUAACUCUCGUCCAUCCUCGUCUGCCAACCGCAAUGUGCCUGCCCCCACUGGAAACCCCUCAUCCCAGGCAAAUAACGAAACCACUUCUAAGCAAGAUCAGGCCAAGGUCAACGUUCCUCCUCGAGGGUCAUCUUCCGAUGCCAUCAAGCGUUCGACAAACCCUUCUCCUCUUUCUAGACCAGCCACCAUGGCUAGCGAGGUCGCCGAGGACGGAUCAUCAAAUGCGCAAAGUGCGGGUAAUAUGGAAUCGCCCGCGGCUAAACAGCUUGCGGCCAUUAACAAAGGGCGCAAGGCCAAGAGCAAGACCUCCAGGCUGCGUCGCGCCUUUUCAUUCGGAAGCGCUGCUGAUUUCCGCGAUGCCGAGACACCUGAUAAGACAGAGCCGUCCAAGCUUCACAAGGACCCAACGACCGACGAAGCUUACGAUGCCGAACAAGCACGUAUUGCGGAGGCGCAGGAGGCUGCGGGCCUUGGACACAGCAUCUAUGGCGGCAGAUUCUUUGGUGGCUCGACAGACAAUCUUUCCAUCUCGUCGACAGCAUCCUCUGCUUCCAUCAUGAUCCGCAAGAUGGGCCGAGGUAUGAAGAAGGGUGGCCGAUCGUUUGUUGGAAUUUUCCGACCCAAAUCAGUGAUUGGAGUUGCUCCAGCUGAUGGACCUGUGAAGCCCGAAGCUAGCCACGCUGCUGUCUCGAUGGUUACUGUCGAAGCUGAAACACAGCGAGUCAACGUGUCGGCAGACCCUCGACAGACAGAUACCUUCCCCCAUCUGGAACGUAACUCUAUCGAUACCAGCCUGGGCAUCGAUAUUGCUGAGCGUUUGGGAAGCUCUGGCACCGACAACUCCAACCCGCGUAAGAGCAUCGUUGGAGGCGACCGAGAGCGUGCGGAGGUACUUGCUGCCGUCCGCAAGGGUAUUCUCAAGCGCCCAGGUUCUGCCAGCCCUUCCAUUCGACCUGCCGAUUCUUCACCUGGAUUGGACCUUCCCAGUGUUCCUGCUGUCAACGACUCGCCCAACUCUAGUGCCCCUAGCACGCCCAACGAUGAGUCUCAGGGUCAUCGUCGAACUGGCUCCAUUGCUCUGGGUGGCGAGGACUAUUUCAUGUCGGCUUUGAGACUUCGACAGGACAGCAAGAGUGCACCCAACACCCCACACGGAUCUACCAAGCGCAACGCGACAUUCUCGCCUCGCAUUGUCUUCCACGACACCUGGCCUCCCCAGGAGUACGACCGUCGCGGCGAGGUUGCCACCUGCAACCGAUUGACUCCCAUGCUCGCACAGCAGAUCAAGGAGGAGCUAAACACCUUCAAGAUGGAGAUGGAGGUUCACGAAAACUCAAAGAUUUACACGCACUUUUUCUAA
Molecule: messenger RNA, 2181 nt
Organism: Fusarium sp. VM40
Lineage: Eukaryota; Fungi; Ascomycota; Sordariomycetes; Hypocreales; Nectriaceae
Source: the annotation of a GenBank genome assembly